AUGAGUAUCAACUCUCUCACGUUCAACCAGGAUUUCACUGGGAUCGGAGUUGCGACAAGCAAAGGGAUACGAAUAUAUCAUACAGAGCCUUUUACGACGUCGUAUACAAGCCAAGAUGGCGAUAUCUCGCUGAUGGAAAUGCUCUAUCUCUCCACCCUUGUGGCCAUGGUCCCAGCACCAAGACUAUUGCGUUUGGUCAACAUCAAGCGUGGCACCACCAUCGUUGAACUCACUUUUCCGUCCAAGAUACUGGGCUUGCGCAUGAAUAGAAACCGCCUUGCUGUUAUUUUGGAACAAAACAUUCACAUCUACGAUAUCGGGAACAUUAAGGCCCUCUACACCAUUGACACACCUCCGAAUCCCUUGGCACUUUGCGCACUCUCGCCGGACAAGGACAAGAGCAUUCUCGCGUAUCCAUGCCCUUUGCAGCAAACGCCCCUGCCUGCAUCCGUGUCGACACCGUCACAUGUCCCGCCUGGCAGUCAAGAAUGGCACCAUGCUGCAUCCCAGAAUGUUGGAGAUGUCCGUAUAUAUGACGCGCAGACUGGUCAAGCGCUUAACACAAUACAAGCUCACAAGUCUGCCAUCGGGUACCUAGCUUUGAAUGCAAGUGGAACUUUACUAGCGACAGCAUCCGAAAAGGGUACCAUUAUCCGUGUCUUCGAAGUUCCGGGAGGGAGUGGGAACCAACCUUUGUUUGAGUUCAGGAGAGGCACCAUGCCUGCAAGGAUUUAUCACAUGUCAUUCAACGCGACUUCGACAUUGCUGUGCGUGUCGUCAGCGUCAGAGACAGUGCAUAUAUUCAAGCUGGUCAAGCCAGUCAAAAGUGAUAGCAUGUCGCCUCCAACGUCUCCGAUAUCCACCCACAGGCGAACCCUUUCGUCAAGUUCGAGAGAAAGAAGCGAAAGCGUUAGCAGCGAAGAUGUAGCUGAUCCAAGUUUCGCAAGCGAAGACGCUCCUCCAUCGUUGGAGCGAAGAUCGAGCGGCUGGUCAGGAGCUAUUGCUAGCAAACUUCGACAAGCAAGUCAGUCGGUUGGUGCCGGUAUGGCCGCCCGAGUUGGGGGAUACUUGCCGCAGUCCGUCACUCAAGGCCUUGAGGCACAGCGCGACUUUGCUCACGUCAAGAUACCGCGUACGCAUGGCUCGAGUGGGAUAUUGAGAUCAAUCGUUGCAAUGAGCCCGAAUCAUCCCCAGCUCUUCGUAGUCACAAGUGAGGGUCAAUUUGGUGUAUACAAUAUCGACCUUGAGAACGGCGGUGAUGGAGUUUUGGAAAGGCAACACAGUAUUCUUGAUCCGCGUGGGACAAUGAUGUAUAACACUGACGACUAA
Verruconis gallopava is the source of this 1329-nucleotide messenger RNA. RefSeq lists its product as uncharacterized. Bases 1 to 1329 code for a protein of 442 amino acids. Gene Ontology annotation, biological process: autophagy of mitochondrion; nucleophagy; protein localization to phagophore assembly site. The record is from RefSeq and is a predicted model, not a curated record. The transcript is spliced from 2 exons. Gene Ontology annotation, molecular function: protein binding; phosphatidylinositol-3,5-bisphosphate binding; phosphatidylinositol-3-phosphate binding. Lineage: Eukaryota; Fungi; Ascomycota; Dothideomycetes; Venturiales; Sympoventuriaceae. Gene Ontology annotation, cellular component: phagophore assembly site membrane; cytosol; extrinsic component of membrane.